Hypanus sabinus (Atlantic stingray) is the source of this 3731-nucleotide messenger RNA. RefSeq names its product DNA damage-induced apoptosis suppressor (gene ddias). Gene Ontology annotation, cellular component: cytoplasm; nucleus. The record is from RefSeq and is a predicted model, not a curated record. Bases 441 to 3377 code for a protein of 978 amino acids. Lineage: Eukaryota; Metazoa; Chordata; Chondrichthyes; Myliobatiformes; Dasyatidae. Gene Ontology annotation, biological process: negative regulation of intrinsic apoptotic signaling pathway in response to DNA damage. The transcript is spliced from 6 exons.
UUUAAGUACAAAUCAUUGUUUCCUCUUGACUAGGGAAACUCUACCCAGCCGUUUGAAGGGCCCCGGAACAGAAAUAAUCCGGACUAUUAGCGACGCGCCCGAACCUUCAGGGCCUAAAAGGCAGCGGACAACUAUGCAACCUCAUUGGAGGUCACCACUUCCGGCGGGAAUUUCAAAAGGAAAGAGUGACCCAUAAGGAGCGCGAAUUCUCGUUAAGACUGGCAUCGAAAAGUAAAAUAUCUGCAGGUGAUGAACAUCUGAAGUAGUAAUAGGAAGUGCUGAAAAAUCUCAAAAAGUUGGAUAACUUCUGUUCAAAAGCAGCGUUUUGGUUUAAUGGUCCUGCGUCAGAACUGAAAAACAAGAGUAUUUUAGCUUCCAGAAAAGAUGGGAUUAGAAGGAAUGUCUGUAAUAGUUUGAAGACGCAAUUGUCAAGGAACCACAUGAAUGGGAAGAGAUCUUUUGUUGCUGCAUCAAUAUUGUGUCUUCAUGACACCUGUUUUCUGUACCCAGCGUGUCAGAAAUGUGGAUCUCGGUUAUUUAUUAAUCAUGGCAAAUUCCAGUGCCCAAAAAAAGAUUGUUUGUCAAUAGUGCAGAAUGUAAAUUACAGAUACAGACUUUCUGUAAAAGUUGCGGAAAAAUGUGAAAUAUUUAAUAUUACCGUCUUUGGAAGCUGUCUUGAACCUUAUUUUGGAGCAGCAGCAGGAUUUCUACACAGAUACUGUGAAGCUUUCAAGAAAGAUCUUCAAGAACCAGAGGAAGAGAGAGUUCAGGAUCUGUUGGUUCAAGCUGUGGAACACUGCUUUGUUGGGAGAAGUUUUAUAUUUGGAGUGAAGACAUCUAAAUCCCAAACCAGUGUACUGUCAUUUUCUCCAAGCACCUUGCAAUCUACCACCAGGAAAAAUAAAUGUAAAAAACACCUGAUAGCUUGCCAAAUUGCAGUGCCUAACACUACAGUCUAUGGCUGCACUGUAAUUAAUUAUUACAAGAAACUCUUGGAUUCAAUCCGUCCCAAAGAUUUGUCUUCCACUUCAGUACUAUCUGCUAGCCCAUUUAUUAGCAUUGACCAGUCUACUCCCAAGUUCAACAGUUUAUCCGGUUCCACACAGCUAACUGGUGCUAGUCAACUGACAAACCCUUGGCAGCAAGAUUUUGCACUAACUUUCUUCUCUGGUGAUUGUGCUACAGUUGAAGAGCUUUCGAUUGCAGGAACUAGCAGGGUUAGUUCGAAGAGGAGCAUCACCUCACUUGAACAUGAAGAGGGAACAACCUGUAGAAGGAAAUACAAAAAACAAAUCUUUGGAGCUUAUGCUGCUUCACUUUCUCUAAAUAGUAGUGACAGUAUUGGAUGCAAUUCAAAUACAAUUGGCAGCCUCCCAUCUUGUAGAGAAUCACAUAGGCUAACUGCAAAUGAAUGUACACAUCAAUAUUAUACCAGUUCUGAGUUAGCAGAGGACUGUCUGGAGACCAGUUUUGAUAACCAAAUACUUUGCUUACAGAAAUUAGAGGAUUCGAUGUCCAAUUGGAACGGCAAUGUAAUCUUGCCCUCUGACAAAAGUUGUCCACUGGAUUGUGAUGAUUCUUUAUUAUGGGAUGAACUGCCUUUUUCAGAAAGUUUAGGUGAAUUUAUAGCAAAAGUUGAAGCAGAUUUGGAGAGAUGUGAUAAAGAAAAUGCACCUACCAAGGUGAAUGAUGUUGCCAUCCAUUCCUGUUCUUUAAAUAAACUAGAAACUGAUAAACAUUCUGGAAUGCCAGGACAGCAGAGGAGAUCUGGAAAGAAUUCUACCAAAUUGCUGAAAGUUAGAAGAACUAAAAACAGAAGGAGCUCCAGUGGUGAUUCUCACGAUCUGAAUGAUACUAUAGACCACCUAGUUCUUGCAGAUGGUUUCAAAAAUGAUGUCACUGAGAUGCUGUUUUCUCCAGAAGCACCACUCCUCUGGACAAGGGAUGUUACUUGUGCUGCACAUAUUCCCAAUCCAGUGGUAACUGGAAAGAUUUGCACUGUUUUGUUAAGCCCUAUAAAUGUAAAUAACUGCAAAAAUUAUUCUGAUCAGAUAAUCCAGACAAAGGUGCAGAGCCAUCAAGACAACCAGGCAGGUGAAUGUGUAACUUUUCCAACUGGACAUGCAGUUAAGGGACAAGAUACAAGUAAUUCUUAUGCAGUAAGUAAUGCUGAUGUUCAAACACCAUUGACUUCUUCCAAGAGGUGGCUAACAAAAGGGGAAAACUUUUAUAGCCAAAUUCAAGAUCUAGAACACAACUCCAAUAAAUGUAACCAGGAACCUUUCUACAGAUCUUGGACACGAUCCAUCUUUAAAAAUGAAAAUAACUUAUUCCAAAAUUUGUGCACCAGCACUGAAGAAUACGAUGUUUCUAGAGAACUCUUCAGUGAUGUAGGAGGCUAUGAAGAGGAAACACCAUUAUGUUUCAAUAGAAACCCAAGUAUUUUAUCUCGGAAAUCUGUACCUAAACUAGGUAGUAAAACUGCCUGCAAGCCUAAUGACCAGCAGUGUAAUAUUUCCCUGUAUUUUUCAGAUACAGCCUCUGAUACGAUAAUAAACCAAGUCAACAAUAGUUCUCCAGAAAAUGAUUCACAGAAACUAAUUAAAUGCGACUUUCCAGAUUCACAAGACUAUAUUCCAUUUUCUCAGUCUACACCUAUUUCAAGAGUUAAGCAUUUCAAGUGUUUUGGGGUAGAUGAAAAAAAGGCUUUCAAAAUGUCACCCUAUGUUCAGCCCUGCCCAAAGGAAGCUAUUUUUGAACAGAAGCAAGUAGUUUUUUCAAAAAAUGAUUUUCAGCAGCAGUCACUGCAAAUUCCAAAAGUGUCUUUGAAUAACCAAGUCUCUAGUUCAUCAAAGUCUUCCUUGUUAGACAACAGACCAGUUAGCAAGUCCUUUGUAAAUGAUGCUGAUGAAUGGAUUCCGCCUUCAACAAUCAAAACACAACUAAUAUCUCGUUUUUCUUCAUAUGUCUCUGAUGUAUGCAGUUCACAAGGCUUUGAAUUAUUUAAAAAUGUGUCACACGCUAGUGCUGCUGCUAUGGAAACUAGUCACUCAAAAAUUACAACGGAGAGCAACAAAGGGAAAGACGGUAGCAAGCACUUCAGAGGCUACGUAUUUAUGAAAAGGACACCUGCAGGAAAUUGUACCACACCAUCAUUACAACGAAAAUUCAUCAAUUCAAAUGUUUCUCAAAAGAGAACAGAAAGACUGGGGCCACUUGUUUCAAAAAAAAUUCAGAUUGGGGAAGGUUUAAAAAUGAACAAAAGCAUGUCAACUACUUUUCACACACUUUUUGCAGAAAGUGAGGCAUUAGGUUGUUAUUCACCAGAACUAUUUGCAGCGAGCACAGAAUUUUUUGAAGAUGACAAAUCAUUUUAAAAGUUUUGGGCCAUUGCUGAACAAUAUAAUUUUUAAGGGAAGAUUAAUGAUGGCUUUAUUUUUUUAAAAUAAUACUGAAUUUGGAGGUGCAUUUCUGCUGUGUCUGAUUGCCUGAAACACAAAAGAGCUGCAAUAGAAUCUGGAGAUGUUUAUGAGCCAGGUGUGACCAGUACAGCAGAAAUUUGCCUUGUCUUUCCAGUUUUUAAUCUGUCCAUUAAUUCUAUUGUUAUUAAAAGAAAUCUAUAAAUUGGUGAGAUCUUAAGAAUUGCUUUUAUUUAUUUAUAUAUUGAAUGAGCUGCAAAAGAACACUUUCAUACACUUUCAUUAUUUACUUCAGGAUACUUGGAGGCACGU